CUGCACUUGUGACAGGUGUUUAUGCUUCUCAACCCAGCAGCUACAGAGUCCUUCUCAAAGGUUGAUACCAUCAUGCGACCUUGGGUAGCCAUCUUCAGCCCCAUACUCCUUCUGACAGAUGCUGUCAUUUCUCACGUACAAGUGAAUGGCGUGGUGAAUCAGUCUGCCACGCUGUCCUGCACGUACUCGACAGCUAGCGGAGUCACCACCAUGUGCUGGGGCCGGGGGGUAUGUCCUAUGUCCCAAUGCUCAGAUGUAAUUAUCCGGACUAAUGGAUUCCUCGUCACCUUUCGGAAGCACCCGCGUUAUAAGCUAAAUGGAAAUCUUUUAAAUGGGAAUGUGUCUUUGACCAUAGAGAAUGUGGCUCUGACUGACAGCGGCCUUUACUGCUGCCGUGUUGAACACAGAGGGUGGUUCAAUGAUAUGAAACACACCCUAUCAUUGGAGAUAAAGCCAGCUAAGGUCACCAGUGUUCCAACGUCACCUAGGGUCUUUACCUCUACUUCUUCAACGCCAGCACCCACGCAGAACCUCAAGCCAGAACAGACAGCAGACACCCCGCCUACUGCCCCGCAGGAAACGAGGACAACACAGCCCACCAAUUCAACAUGGUACUCUUGCCCAACAGAUGGGAAUGGCACCGUGACACUGUCUUCAGAUGGCCACUGGCAGAGCAACCAAACUCAUGUGUUCCUAGCACAAAAUCCGUGGAUGACCACCAGUAAGGGACUCUACAUUGGAAUCUGCGUUACUGCUGUGGUAUUGCUCACUGUGUUGCUUGUCCUGAUUACCAAAAAACAUGUAUACAUAAGAAGGAAGCUGGAACAACUAAACUUGAUUUCGUUGAGUGACCCUCAGACCGGAGCUUUGCAAAGUGCAUCUCAAGUGGGUGCACGAGCAGAAGACAAUAUCUACAUUAUCGAGGACAAUAUUUACAUCAUGGAUUAAGACCCAGUGGCCCUUUAAGGAUUUAUGCCCUUGACUGCAGAAGAUAACGACAGGAUAUCACCAUGUCAGAGUUCUCUUAAGCUCUAGAAUGAUUUUUCUGUCAAUUUCAAAUGAUAUUCCAAUAUGUCAGUUAUGAUGGGUAGGCUGACUUUGGUUCAUCUGUGUACAAUCAACCUCAUUGAUCAUAGAGUCCUAAUUUUUUAUACUAUAACUCGUUCAAUAUUUCUGGUUGUUGCAGAGUUUUCUCUCAAACAUGAAAUGAACACUUUAGAAUUGUAUAUUCUCUUUGGACCCUAUGAACCAUAUAUCCAUCAAGAAUUCUCACUGGUCAGACAGGAGAGGAACUACUACCUUGGUCACCAAAGCUGUCAAGAGGAAUGGAGAACUCCAAAUGUUACAUUUCUUAGGUUCCCCAAGGCUCUCAAAUCAUGAGGGUACCACAGGCUUUUAUUUCCCCCAUAGGGAAAUAGAGGUGAAUGUUAUUUUGCUAUUGUGGGUAAAUCCAAUUUCUCUUCGCUCUGAUAAUACAUGGUAUUAAGGCUUUCCCUAGAACCACGGUGGGUAUUCUAGCAGUUAGAGUAAACUAGGGUAGUGAGUGAACCAAGAAGAUACACAGGCAAGAAAAUCAGUUGAUUUAUUACAUGCUAUUUUUGCUACAUCUGUUUCAUAGUUCCAAGCAUUUGUGUAGAUAAUUGUCAUGUUCUCUGAACUAAUUUUUAGAAUAAAUCAGGGCAGAAAUAAAUAGAAGGAGAAAAAAAAGAGAGAGAAGGCUAAAAGGCUUUCUGCUUCAGAAAAGUUACUUUGCAAAUAUAAUAGUGUUGUUUGAGAGUGUUACCAAGUUUCAGUCAAAAUUCUAAAUUGUCACCAAACCACUGCGAUUUUUAAAAUUGCUUUGGCAGG
This is a messenger RNA of Suricata suricatta (meerkat), 1848 nucleotides long. RefSeq names its product hepatitis A virus cellular receptor 1 (gene HAVCR1). The transcript has 9 exons. The record is from RefSeq and is a predicted model, not a curated record. Lineage: Eukaryota; Metazoa; Chordata; Mammalia; Carnivora; Herpestidae. Bases 22 to 948 code for a protein of 308 amino acids. Gene Ontology annotation, biological process: phagocytosis, engulfment; positive regulation of mast cell activation. Gene Ontology annotation, cellular component: cell surface. Gene Ontology annotation, molecular function: virus receptor activity; phosphatidylserine binding.